GAGUGUCUGAUAACGUCGGUCCAAGGGACAGUAUGCAAGUUUGGGGAUCUGAGUUGCAUGUGCCGAGACGAGCAGUAUCAAGACGCGGCCACGACAUGUGUGAAAGCAGCCUGCAAAAUGUCGGAUGCCUUAGCGACCAAGAACCUGACGCAAGUAUCCUGCGGCCUGCCCAUGAGAGACAUUUCCGCGCAGUACACGUCCAUGAACAUCGCCUCGGGCGUCUUCGCCGUCCUCAUCGUCAUCGCCCGCCUGGUGUUCCGACGCUUCUUCAGCGGCAGCGGCCGGCUGGGCGUCGACGACUGGAUCAUCCUCGCCGCCAUCCUCAUCGCCGUUCCCGCCACCGUGCUCAACCAGAUCGGACUCGUCGACCACGGCAUCGGAAUGGACAUCUGGACGCUGCACCCGAGCGAGCUGCCCACCUUUGCAAAGUUCUUCUUCCUCAUGGAGCUCAUCUACAUCGUACAGAUGUCGCUGGUGAAGCUGAGCCUGUCCGUCUUUUAUCUCUACGUGUUCCCCGGACAGAAGAUUCGGCGGCUGUUGAUUGGGACGGCCGUCUUUAACGUCAUCUUUGGUGUUGUCUUCGUGGUGGCUGCCUUGACGCAGUGUAUACCGCUGCACUACUACUGGGCCCAGUACUUCGAUGACCCUCCGCAGGGAAGAUGCUUCGACUUGAACAAGUUUGCUUGGGCCAACGCAGGGCUGGGUCUCGCGGUGGACGUCUGGAUGAUUAUCCUGCCCAUGUCGCAGGUCAGGAAGCUGAAGCUGCACUGGAAGAAGAAGAUUGGCGUCGUCAUCAUGUUUACGCUCGGUGCCUUCGUAUCCCUGAUCUCUCUCAUCCGCCUCAAGUCGGUCACCUUCUUUGCCAACCUCAUCAACCCGACCUGGGACCAGUGGAACGUCGCCUGGUGGUCGACCAUGGAGGUCAACAUUGGCAUCAUCUGCACGUGCCUCCCGACCAUGCGCCUCAUCCUCAAGCGCAUCUUCCCCAAGCUC
Molecule: messenger RNA, 993 nt
Organism: Trichoderma citrinoviride
Lineage: Eukaryota; Fungi; Ascomycota; Sordariomycetes; Hypocreales; Hypocreaceae
Product: GPCR, PTH11-type
Exons: 3
Source: RefSeq, a predicted model, not a curated record